AUGUCUGUGGUCAACUUCAAAAGAGUCAAUUAUUUUAAUGGUAAGCCAUUGGAAAUCAAGGAUGUCAAAUUAGACACCGCAAAUUUGAAAGAUGAUGAAAUUUUAGUUAAAAUUAGCCAUGCUGCUUUAAAUCCAGUUGAUUUAAUCUUACACCAUUCUUCAUGGGCUUUUUUCUGGAAAACAAAUGUUAAAGGUAUUGGUCGUGAUUAUUCAGGUGUCGUGGAACAAGUUGGCUCUAAAAUCACAGAGUUUGUUGUUGGUGAUCAAGUCUCAGGUCUUUUUGAACCAAUUUAUACCGAACAAGGUACAGUUUCACAAUAUUUAAUUGUUAAACCAUCAGAAUCUCCAUCUGGAAAAAUCCCAAAGAGUUUGACUUUAGCUGAAGCUGCAUCAUUCCCAUUAGUCUUUGCAACUGCUUAUAGCACUGUUAGAUCAUUCCAUAAACCAACUGAGAGUUCAAGAGUUCUAGUCAUUGGUGGUGCCACAGCUGUUGGUUACUAUACCAUUCAAUUAUUAAAAAAUUAUUAUCAAGUCAAGAGUAUUGUCAGUAUCAACUCAUCAUCAUCUGAACCUUUAGUCAAAGAAAUUGGUGCUGAUCUUGUUGUUGAUUAUGCUAAAGGUAAUGUUGGUCAAGCUGUUAAAUCAAUUGUUGAUAAUGAAUACCAAGGUGAAAAAUUCGAUUUAAUCAUCGAUUGUGUCGGUAGUAGUGAUAUUUUCCCAGUUGUCAAUGAUGUUCUGAAACCAAAAACCACUGAAUCUGGUUUUGUUACUAUUGUUGGUGAUAAAAUUGCUGAUUAUAAUCAAUCUAUGUUCAAAUUUUUUUCUUGGUCGCUUAUUUCUAAAUUAAUUCCAUAUUUUAGAACAUAUAAUUAUGGAUUUGUUACAACUUGUUCAGAUUUCUAUCCAUUAGCUACAAAAUUAUUUGAUGAAGGUAAAUUGAAAACAUACAUUGAUUCAGAAUUCGAAUUAGAAGACUAUACAGUUGCUUUCAAGAAAUUAGCCACCCAUAAAGCCAGAGGUAAGGUUUUAAUCAAACCAAAUUAA
This is a messenger RNA of Hansenula ciferrii, 1044 nucleotides long. RefSeq names its product L-threonine 3-dehydrogenase. The transcript has a single exon. NCBI's taxonomy places the organism in Eukaryota, Fungi, Ascomycota, Saccharomycetes, Phaffomycetales, Wickerhamomycetaceae. The record is from RefSeq and is a predicted model, not a curated record. Gene Ontology annotation, cellular component: mitochondrion. The coding region runs from base 1 to 1044 and encodes 347 amino acids. Gene Ontology annotation, molecular function: oxidoreductase activity.